Panonychus citri (citrus red mite) is the source of this 1243-nucleotide messenger RNA. RefSeq names its product protein AATF-like. The coding region runs from base 85 to 1116 and encodes 343 amino acids. NCBI's taxonomy places the organism in Eukaryota, Metazoa, Arthropoda, Arachnida, Trombidiformes, Tetranychidae. Gene Ontology annotation, cellular component: nucleolus; nucleus. Gene Ontology annotation, biological process: regulation of transcription by RNA polymerase II. The record is from RefSeq and is a predicted model, not a curated record. The transcript has a single exon.
GUUGAUUGUUGUUUUUGAAUUUUAAUCUUCAGUUGAUUUGAUUACGUUUUAAUUGUUUGUUUGUCAAGUUAAAUUGUUUUAAUUAUGGACCCAGAGGAUAAUGAGGAGAUGAUCGAUGAUGAAUCUGAAAUUGAAGAUGAUUCAGAUAUCGAGGGUGAUGAAGAAGGCGAAGAUUUCAUGGACGAAGAGGAUAAAAAUCGUGCUCAAGCUUUUUCUGUUAAAAAUCAAUUAGUUGUUUGGGAUAUUUUGAUUAACAGUAGAAUUAAAUUACAAAAAGCUCUGUUAAACAGUAAUAAAUUACCACAACACGAUAAAUUUCAACAUUACAUGGAUAUUGGCGGUGAUGAGGUAAAGAAAGCUCAGUCUAAAGCUUUGGAGGAAGAAAACAAAUUGCUGGAAUCAUUGAUUAAAUUAACUGCUGUUAUCUCUUCAAAGAAAAGCCCAAAUGAUUCAAACACGAAUGAUAAUAUUAAUGACGAAAAACAAUUAGCUAAUAGCCAUGCAAAGAUGUUGUCUAAUGUUAAUGGAAUCAUGAACGAUUGGUGGCAAAAGACCAACUAUGCUACUCGAUCAGCGAAAUCAAAUGCUAAAUCGCAAGAAGAAGCUCAAACAACAAUCAUCGAAAAUAUUGAUUCAAUCCUUAGUAAUCGAGAAAGACUAAUUAAAAAGACUCGAACAAAACGUUCACAAUAUCGUACAAUUGGUAAAAAUGAUUCAGCUGAUGAAGAGGAAGAUACAAAUACUGAUGAUAAUCAAGAAGUAAGAAAUCAAAGUAAAAAUCGAGGAGAAACAAUUGACAAUGAAAUAUUUGAUGACGAUGAUUUUUAUGGACAAUUAUUGAGACAAUUGAUUGAAAGUAAAACCUCUUUAGAUUCUGUGGAUCCAAUUUCUUUAUCUCGUCAAUGGUUAGAAGUACAAAAGCUGAGGAGGAAAAUGAAAAGACGAAUUGACACCAGAGCAUCAAAAGGAAGACGAUUAAGAUACCAAAUUCAUCAACCAUUAAUUAGUUUCAUGGCUCCGGUUGAGGAUUGUCCAUAUGAAGAUGAUGCUAAAGAUGCUUUGUUUUCAUCUUUAUUCAAUCAACGUAAAUAUCAACAACAAUCAGAUGAUUUAUAAACUUUUUCUUUCCACAAAUUUUACUUCCAGUAAAUUGAUGUACAUUGAGCUUGUUUACUUGAUUAAUUUAUUAUAACCGAUACGAUUAAAUGAAAUGGAAAAGUAAAUUUUUUGUUGUGUAAAAAAA